AUGACCACCACAGCUGCCUCCCAAGUCCUUAACGACAUCUACACCCAACGUCAAACCGCACCACUUUCAAUCCUCUCACUCGCCGACCCAAUACUAAACCCCGAACCACAAACACUACCACAAACACCUUCAUCCCAGUCCCAGUCUCAACUAUCAGUAUCGCAAAAUGGCUCGAAUGCCACAAACACCACAAUCCUCACACCAUCCACUCUAGCAGUCGACCUCGAACACUACCGCGACCUCUUCUCCAAGCUCCGCUUCUCAUACCUCGAACAAGUCACCAAAGAAAAAUAUCUAAAGAACCUCAUAGGCGAGCCACCGACCCUCGCGACCCCGGAACAAAAUGCGCAACUCGAGGAGAAACUCGUCGUGAUGAAGGCCGAACUACAAACGAAGAAGCGUGGUGUUGAUGCCCUGGUCGUGGAAAUGGAGCAGCUGGCGCGCGAGAUUGCAGAGAAAUACGAUAUAGUGGAGGCUGGUAUGAGGCAGUUGGAGACUCUGCCUCGGGAAGUAGAGGGUCUAGAGCAGGAAGUGGAAGAGCUGAGGCGCCAGCUGAGAGAGAAGGAGGGCGAGAUGGAGAUCAGUAGUGACCCACGGAUGAACUUGAGCUUGGAGGAGACACAGAUGUUAGUCCAGGAGCAGCGGCGGAGGCAGGAAGGACUACGUGGGCAGCUCGACACUUUUGAACGUGAAUUACCGGCUAAGAUGAGGGAGUGUGAGAAGGCCGAGCGCGAAUUGGUGGAGAUUGAGACGAGGAGGAAUGAGGUCACGAGGACGGCGAGAGACGCGCUGAGACGGAAGGCAGAAGGGAAGCCUGAUUUACUAGAGCAGCAGGGCCGUUGGUACAAGAGUAGUGAGGUUGUGCUGAAGGGACUGCUUGGUGUGGAAGAUUAG
Molecule: messenger RNA, 894 nt
Organism: Lithohypha guttulata
Lineage: Eukaryota; Fungi; Ascomycota; Eurotiomycetes; Chaetothyriales; Trichomeriaceae
Exons: 1
Coding region: 1-894 (297 amino acids)
Biological process (GO): protein localization to kinetochore; attachment of mitotic spindle microtubules to kinetochore
Cellular component (GO): kinetochore
Source: RefSeq, a predicted model, not a curated record